Molecule: messenger RNA, 6524 nt
Organism: Alligator mississippiensis (American alligator)
Lineage: Eukaryota; Metazoa; Chordata; Crocodylia; Alligatoridae
Gene: PODXL2
Product: podocalyxin like 2
Exons: 8
Coding region: 99-1991 (630 amino acids)
Source: RefSeq, a predicted model, not a curated record
UGCAGGGAGGAGAGGGUGCUGCAGCGGGCGGACGGGGCAGAGCCCUGGGGGCAGCCGGAGGAGCCAGGUGCAAGUGAAGGACCAGGACUCCCAGCACCAUGAAGCUGCUGCUGCUGCUAUGCCAGACCCUGGGGAUGCUCCUCGCAUGGGGGACCUUGUGUAUCUGCCUUGUUUCAUCAGAGGAGUCUGCCUCUGAGGGUCUCACCUCAACAUCCCUGGUGGAGUUUGCAAUGAUGUCCCAUCUGGAGCCCCUGGAUUCCAGUGAGCAAACCAGCCCGGAGACUGUGGAGCCUGAGCUGGUCCCCAGCGCCCUGCACGCUUCCCCGGGAUCAGGCUUUGCCAGUGAAGAGAAUGAAGAGUCCAGGAUCUUGCAGCCCCCACAGUACUUCUGGGAAGAUGGGGGAGAGCUCAAUGAUUCCAGCUUGGACCUGGGACCAGCCACAGACUACAGCUUUCAGGUGGCCUCUCAGAAGUCCCUGCUGAGAGAGAAUGGGACACAGGUGAAGAACAGCUGGGAAACGGCAACCCUGCACGUGUCGUCGGAUUCGGUUGAGCCUGACCCACACGUGGCUUUCUCCAGCACCCUAGAGGAAGAGGAGGGGCUGCUUCCCAUAAAUCACUCAAAGGGAGGGCCAGAGAGUAGCAAGACCGACUGGCCAAAGGUCAUGUCUUCAGAAGUAGCUGGCCAGGAGGACUCCUUGUUGUCCCUCCUAUUUUCCACAGCCUCCAGCAGGCUGGGGGUUGUGACAAAGGGAACAAUAGAAAGGCCGGAGGAGGACUCUGCUCCUGAGCACACCUCUUCAGGCUUUGACCUAGGGAGCAGCAUGGGCCCAAGUCUGCUGCCUGUGUCCUCCCUCUUGUCUACCACCACUGCAGGAUCCCAGGCAGUCUCAGAAGACCCUUUUGAGAUGACUUCUAGAAAUACAGGGGUGAUGGGAGCAGGCAUGGAGCUCACAGAGAGCACAGCAACAGCCGAGCUGGGAAAUCCCACAACAGAGGCUGGAGGAGAGCUCACGCAGCCCACCAUGCUGACUGGAAUGGAGCAAACCGAGGAGGCUGCUGAGAUAACAGCAUCUCCUGGAGGUGGUUCCCCAAAUACCAAGACUGUAUCUGAGAGUCCACCUGGCUCCUGGAACCUCAGCUCCUCCUCCGCUCCCUGGGACAGUGCUGACAGCUCGGCCCCAACCCCUGCCCCGAACAGCACCCAGCUGGCGACUACACCAGUGAUGGAGGACAGCUUUGCACCACAGACUGAGGACAGCCCUGCAGCUGUGAUGCCAACAGAGAUGCCCUGGAAUUCCCCUCAGGUGAUCUGCAAGGACUGGAGUAACCUGGCAGGGAAAAACUACAUCAUCCUGAACAUGUCGGAUAACAUCGACUGUGAGGAGUUCCGGCUGGAGAGGGGUCCACAGUUGCUGGCUCUGGUUGAAGAUGCCUUCUCCAGGCAGACAGAUGGACUGCAGGGCCAAUGGCUGAUCUCUCUGAGCAAACCCAAUGAGAAUGACAAGCACCUGCUAAUGACCUUGGCAGGGGAGCAGGGUGUCAUUCCUACAAAAGACAUUCUCACAGCUCUGGGAGAUGUGAAGAGGAGUUUAGCUGAGAUUGGCAUCCAGAACUACACGACCACCACAAGCUGCCAGUCACGCCCCAGCCAGCCCCGCAGUGACUAUGGGAAAUUGUUUGUGGUGCUGGUCAUCAUUGGCUCCAUCUGCGCCAUCAUCAUCAUCCUUGGGCUCAUCUACAACUGCUGGCAGAGACGCCUGCCCAAGAUGAAGAACAUGUCACAUGGCGAGGAGUUGCGCUUUGUUGAGAAUGGCUGCCAUGACAACCCCACAUUGGACGUAGCCAGCGACAGUCAGUCAGAGAUGCAGGAGAAAAAGCCAAGUUUGAAUGGCGGGAGCGCCAUCAAUGGCCCCGACAGCUGGGACGUCCUGAUCAGCAAGCAGGCAAGCGAGGACACAGAUGUGUUUGAAGAAGACACACACCUUUAAAGAAGAGAAACAUCCAACAGAGAUCUGUAUCCUGGCUUGACUUCAGGGCCAUGUGGUCAGACUGGCUUCUCAGGAACUUUUUAUCAGGCUUGGGACAGGUCAAUUCUAUGGGCACAUCUUCUUGGGGUCCUGAGACCACAUCCAAGUCCUGGCAUGAGGAGGGUUGCUGUCAGAGGAGGGGGGCGGGUGGGGUUUGUGUGUAUAUGUGUGUUGCUAUCAGUAGCGCCACUGCUUUCAUCACUUUUAAAUGCACUUCCUGUAGCUCUCCGGUAGUGGCUGAGAGCAGCUGGGUUUGGGAAGCAAAACAACCAGGUUAAGAUUGCCUCCAAGUGCCUGCUUCUGGGAAGUAUAAUCCAGCAGGAAAGAGCAGGCCAGACCUCUCUGGCACCUGGAUUUGUAUUGGUGGGGCUGACGGAAUCUGACCCAGCAGGUACUGUGGCAGGAGAACGUGCAUCUCGUUUUAGGAUUCGGGGAAGCUAAGAUUUAGCUGAUGUUCCAGGCAGAGUUUGCAUUCUACAUAUAUGUCCUCUAGUGCUGGGGCCCGAUUCUAGCCAGAUGCCCCCCUGUGAUCUCUCUCUCUCUCCUUUACCUCCCAGCCCCAACCCCUUUCCCAUUUCCAUAGGCUCCUUGUUAAUCCUGCAAAGUUUGAGCACUUUAGCCUGGUUUGUUGGGCCGACUGCAGAUAAUUCAAUGCUGUAUCGAAAAGCAUCUGCUGGAAAGUCAGUGUGAGGAGUGACCUGAAAAGGGUUCUGACCAGCUACUACAAGGCUCUAGCCAUGGCAUCCUGAGGGACAGAGGACAUUUCACUGGCAUGAUCUAGAUCUCAGAUUCUCUUUUUUAAUUCCUAUCCCAUUUUCUGGGGGCAAGAGUGGGGGGAAAUGUCCAGCUGUGGCCUUCAGUUGUGGUCAAGCUUGUGAGAUUGACAUGCAAAGCAGCUGAGACACCUUCACUGGUACAAGUAAUAGCCAGAGACUGAGCCUCCCAGUUCCUCUUCUGUCUUUGCCAGAUCUCUUCCUAUGGGGGAUAUUCUGAUUUCAUCACAGUGGAGUAAAUUAGGAGCAACUCCAUUGAAAUUGCUGCAUUUAGACUAGUAUAAAAAUCAAUGAAAAUGAGAUCAGAGUGAGACUUGGGCCUCUGGGAUGAACACUUCAUGGGUGAGCCUGGAGCAAACCUGAAGGUUCUGGCUCCCUGCAGCUCUGACCUAGAGGGUCCUGAAUAUGCAUAUGAUAUAUGAAUAUGAAAAAGGCACUUGAAUAUGCAUAGUUGUGCUCCCAGGCCUGCCAAAAUCACCGUAGGAGAGCUACUGCCCCCACAUCUGAAACUCCACUGUGUUUUGUCCCUCUUUUUCUCCUCACUGUUCUGUGCAUGGGGGGUAUGUUGCUCAAAAACAAAUUCCUCUCCUCAUCUGUUUUCAAAUCUAUAAGUGGUUGUCUGCUCACCUACUGGUGAGAUAUGGUCAAUGUUUGGUCGUUAAGGGAAUCAUUGUACGGGCAGUAUAUUGGAAUGGGGCUUAACGCCGAGCCUGUCACUUAAAAUCUCUCCCUUUAUGUGUGUAUAUCUUUUAGCAUGCUUUAUCCCUAGUAUGUGAGUGCCUAAAGUCACAAAGGAGCUUGUUACUCAUUUUAUUUUGCAUAGCAUUUUUCACACAAACUGAUUCCCGAAUCGCUUCAUUUGAAUAACACAGCCAAUGACCAGUGUGUGCUGUGGAAUCAAGAAAACUAUAAUGCAGCUACAUUGUAAGGAUAAUAGCUCUGGAUGUCUAGCCAAAUUUCACUGAGAGUGAUCACCUCCUAAAUUCCCUCUGCAGUUUUAGUUGAAGAUGGUGUUCUUGCUGCUUUUCCCACUCUCUUGGGGGCAGUUGCUGAGUAGGACCAAAGGGCUGUCCUAUUCUGCCCCUGAGAUGACUGCUUUUUGACAACAGGUGGUAUGAGCGACUCUCUCCAUAUACGCGUAUGGGUCCUGUAGUGACAGAACGCCCACUGAAUUCCAUCUGUCCACACUUGCACUCAGUCACCAUGUUUAAGGCACUGUGAUGUCCUUCAGAAAGAAGAGGUGCUCUAUGAAAUGUAAAUGAUCACACUAAACCACUGAGUUAAAAUAUGUGCCAGUGUAGCAUCCAGCAUCUUGGGCUCAGCCUGGCUGUGACCUGUGGGCACUGUCACAAUAUCAGUGUUCAAAGUCUGGUAAACCUCAGUAAAUUGGUCUUUAAUACACCAUGGCCACUGUAGAGACAAACUCAUGUCAUCAAACACAGAUUAGGACACUCACGCAGCACCUUGUUUUGUCUUGCUGGUUUCCCUCCCUUGUUUCUUUGGUGGCAGGGGGUGCUUAGAAGCCUUAUUUUAAAGAGUAAUAAGUUCAUAUUUGAGUCCAAUUGUGAUGUAUGGUGGCGUCUGUUGAGGUGACACAAUCACCAAACUUUAAAGGGUUGUCAUCGAGGCUUAUUCACCAGCAACUCCAUCUCUGAAAGCUGUCAGCUAUUGAGCUCUGCCAGCUGACGACUCGAGUUCCUGGCAGUGUGAGGGGUGCUGAGAAGGAGUUUCUAGCCCUCCAUGAAGGACCUCAGAGCAUCUCUGAGGUCUCUGUCACAGAGGCUAGAGAACGUGCCUCAGAUCAUGAUCUCUGAGAAGGCAGGCUUGGCCCAUCUUGUCUCCAGAUAUCUUGUGGUUAAUAGCAUUUAUUUUUUAAACAGAAAUUUAAAAUCACCCCCCCCGUGUUUAAUUUUUUGCACUUGGCUUGUCUUGGGACCAUGAAUCUUGAAGUCAGUUGCAUUGUGCAUAGUCCUUCCUGAUCCUGCCCGUCUUUCAUAGGCAGGGAGCUCUUAUUGCAGUCACCUGCAGGGGGGCAGGCAGAAAUGGGGGCUUUCCUUGAAGGCCCUUGUGCUCUGUCUUUGCAUUUCCAACACUGCAAAUUAAGGAAGAAAAGCUACUUUAGUUUUUUUGUUCACAAUGGGAAGUUUUCUCUUAAAGGUGUUUGGAAUUGGGAUGGUCAAUGUUAGAAAGAGCAGCUGACAGAGGAAUGGUGAUGGCAUGAAGGACACUAAGCCAGCAAAUAAGCAUUUUAACAUAAAGCUUCAAUAUUGGCCUUGAAAUGGGGCCCUCUUCAAAGCACCAUGCAGGCAAUAAGGUCAGGCUGACAGCUGAAUAACUGCAGUACGAGCUCAUUAUAAUAACCUCUGUGUAUAGCAAUCCUCAGCUUUAACACUCCCAAAAGCAGGAAACCAUUUUUUUUUAAUUAUGAUGAUGCAGCAAAUUGACUAACCCUAUUGUAGCAAACACCCUCUUUUAACAAAGGUUUGUCCCAGUCCCACAGGGGCCUUUUUAUAAUGAAGCUGUACUGUAUUUCCCCAUCAGUCCCAUAUGCCAUGUUUUAGCUCACACUCCCACCUGGUGGCUGCUGGUAGUUAUAGAUUAAAUGAAUACUAAGGCUAUUUUUUUUCCUCUUCAUGAUAGAAGUUCAUUUUUCCUGGGACCUUACUAGCUUAAUCAGCUGACAACUGUGUGAAUCAUGUUCAUGUAGUGUUGCUCUUGAAAAUGCUUCUGAGUGGAGGGAAUAACAUGAGAGGAGGAAAGGCACCUCUUCAAAGCAACAAGGAGUUGGUGGUUGUUUGGAAACGCCCAUGCAGAGUUCUUAGCUGGGGUCUGGAGGCAGCAGUAAGUGGGUGCGUCUACAUGUUCAUUAAUGUGCCAUAGUUACUGCACGUUAAGUUUAGUACUUGCAUAACCAAGUACUAAAUCAGGGCACAGUAACUAGCGUUACUGCACAGUAGUGCUGGUGUAUGGAUAUUUAGUGACGCUAACCGUGCAGUAGCCUAAUACUACCGCGCAGUACUGUACCAGCAUGGGUUUUGCCCUGCAUGCUACUGCGCAGUAGAAUUAGGUUACUGCGCAGUUAGCAUCCUGUGUAGACACACCAAGGGUCACAAUCCAAUCAGUCUCCUAAAAACACACCAGUUAAUGAGAUGUAUAUGUAUGGAAAUGAAGGAGGCUCUUAAACUAGAGAUCUUAUUUUGCAGGGUGAACCAUGCACAUGUGGGAGGGUGGGGCAGAGGGAUGGUUCUUUAUUGGACUAGCUGUCCGAGGAGAAGAGAGAAUGGCUAACCAACCCGUAGGGGCUGCAGCUUUAUACAUUCAAUAGUCAAAUCCAGUUCUGAGUAGCCAAGAGGCAGGCUGCUGGCCUACUGCACAUUCACAUUUUCCAGCAAUACAGCAACAAGUAAUUUUGCUUUGCAUCGGGUCAGGGAGUCACAUGGCCUGAUUUUCAAAGCUAAGGAACACACUCUGCUCCCUUUGAACUCAGCUGGGAUCUGUGUGCCCUUGUGACCACUGAAAACCAGGGUAGUAGCUGUUUUAGAUAGAGGUGAGCUUUCUUGCUUCUGCUGGACUAUGCUGCAGGAAGUCACCCUUUGUAUGUGUUUGGGUUUGUUGCUGAAGAAAGCUUAGAAGCACUUAGGCCUGGCCUGUCCAAGGGCAGGACGGUUUUGUUUUCUUUGCAAUAAAAUGCACCUCCCAGGUGUCUGAACACUUGCCUACA